GAUUUUUUUGUGGUGAAGACGUUGUGUUCAGUUUUUUUUGUUACCUUAAAAGGUCUUCUGUGAGGUAUUAUGCGUCUACCAAUACAUAUAAUCUUCUCCAACCCACAAUAAUUAAAUAAAAAACGACGCAAUUAUUUAAAAGUAGCUGAGAACAAAGACUAGAUUAGAAAGUUGAUAAGCCACAGGAAAAAUGGAGAAAGCAACCGAGAAAAACAGGCAAGCAGACGACAAUAAACGUCGGCCUCGAACUCGUUCUCGGUUUAUGAGUUCUCCAACACUGAAGAUCGACUUUGCAGACGAUAUGAUUGUACCCUCAACUGGGGACGAUGGGAGCGGAGAAGAUGAGGAGGAACCCCAGAUUCGGAUUAGUGUUCCUAACACAUUCCUUCACCCCAGCCGGUGUCGGUUAAACGGCCGCCGUUACCACUGGACGUACCGUCAUUCACGGUCGAUUUCUUACCCAGGUUUAUGGGACGGGAACAAGAAAAAGAAUGAGAAUAUCUAUCGUGGGUUGUUGAGGAGCCUGCUCCACCCCUUGGGAGCCCCAGAUAAAACAGUGGGAUUGCGCCCAGGAGAUCUUGUUGACCAUCUGAGAGAGGUGUUUGAAGUUGACCGAGAUGAACAUGAAUUCUUUAUCAAAGAUGAGCUCUCCAACAAGCCGAAGUGUCUACAAGCUAACAUCACUGUUUUGGAAGGAGAUGGGUUGAAGCAACUGGAUGGCUCUAAAGAGCUUGGUGACCCCUACUGUAUGGUCAGUAUAAUCCACCCAAUGCAGCGUAACCUCAAGGUUUCCCCCAUGUCCUCCCCGCGGAACUCGCCUAAAUUGUCACCUAAGGCGAGGAAAACAUCCAGCACUCUGUCCACUGAGCAGCAGGACGAUGUGCUCCGUACAGUUGCAGUCAAGCAGUCGACCUCUCCUCACUGGAAUGAAGAGUUCCAGUUGUCAAUAGAUGAGCUGCUUAUGGACGAGAUCCACGUGUAUAUCUGUGACCAGGAGGAGGAGUCACAUAGUAACGGAGAGGGGAAACACUCAGCCGACAGUAAACACACAACUGUCGACAAACACCACGGCAUCAAACAUAAUGUGACCAACCUGUUCCGGCUAAUUAGGCAAAUGGCUGAUCACGAUAAACACCAUGACGGGUGCUGGGGACGCGUUGUCAUACCAGUGAGAGACGUUCCGGCUCACGGCUGUGCCUGGUGGUGGGAUAUACACCCUCUGUCUGGGGGCAGCAAGUCCAAGUCUGUCGGCCGCAUCAGACUCAAGCUUGACAUCUCUCACAGAAUGGAGAGUGAUUGUGAGGCGGAGGAGUGUUUCUCUGUGGAGGACUACUACCAGGCAACACAGCAGAUCUAUGAGCACGCGGCCAAGACUGCCAAGGAGUCGGAAAUUACAAUGGAAGCCCACUUACCAGCAAAGGAGAGGCGAAUCCUAGACAGCUUCGCAAUAUCUCAUAAAAUUGGCAGACUGUCCCAGGCUGUUGUUCAUGUGAUUGUCCUGCUGGAGUGGACGACCACCAAUGAGAAUAUUGUCCACACUGAACUCGCCCUGACUACGGCCAUCCAGGACCUCCAGAUGACCUGGGUCACUCAGCAGAUAGACGUGUCCACAGUCACUCAGAAGAUGCCACUAACAGAUGCUGAGAUAUCCAUGUACAGAAAGGCCGCAACCAAGUACAUUUUGUGGGUGUCGGAUCAUCUAGAGAAAUUACCUGUCCUGUUUCCACCCACAAUAGACAACAUCAACAUUCUCAAAGCAAAGCUCGGGAUCACCAUACAGCUGGUGGAAAUUGACCUUUGGGAGACAAAGUCAGCACCACUGAAUAACCUCACAACUAAAGUCCUCAAUAAGCUUCAGGAGGAUGUUGAUGAAUGGAUGGACAUCGAAGUGGCCGCUAUCAAGAACCACGACCUUGUCAAGGACGCGGUAAUCCCUGAACUGAAUGCCCUUGGGGAGCUGGUAAACAGUGCAUCAUCUCACCUCAACUCCAUGGGGGUUGUAAAGACGUUCUUCACAGCACUGGGCAUCAUCUACUAUAGGGUAGUGUCCUUUGCAGUGGAAAAAAAGGUGAGCCCGGUGAUGAAGGAGUUGAUGAUGGAGAUGGACAGAUACCAGCGACGUUAUCACAACUUCCCAGUUAAUGUGACGGCCAGUAGUCGCCUCUCUCUCAGGGUCUACUUCGCUGUCAGGAAGUUCUACAAUAUCAUCCGUGACAACAUCAGUCGGCGGGAUGUGUUCCGCUUAUCUAUCUCCCACUAUCAACAAUGGUACCAGGAAGCCCUCGUGUUCUGGGUACAGUCUUUUAGGACAGAGUGUACCAACCGGAUAGAACGGGCCUUGGAGAUUGACAAAGAUGUAGUUGUUGCAACAUCUCUGGUGAAAUUUUCGAAUUCUUCAGUCGAUGUUCUCUCAUGCUUUGCCAAGAUAACAGAAGAAUGGCGUCAGAUUGACUUCCACGACCCUGACUCCGCUUUGAUGGGUGUGACAAAGAUAACGGAUUUGAUUUGUGAUGGUGCUCGGAUGUAUGGAGAAAAAAUACAUUCCAUAUUGGAGAGAAACUGUUACUAUGACGACUCGGUGGUUCAAUUUGAUGUGACAGACAGGCUGUGUAUAACGCUGAACAACAUAGAACAUGUUCGUCAGUACCUCACCGAGCUGCCACACCUGUUGGACUGGGACUCCAUCGUCAUGCUUAUCUCCACGCGAUACGAAAACGAUGACGUCGGCAAUCAAGCCCUGUCAACAUUGAAGCGACUUAUGGACACGGCCAACAAGGAGAUCAUCUUAAAGAGCUCGCUACUUUUACAGCAGAUAACAGAGAAAAUGAAAGUGGACAUUGCUCGAUAUAUGGAAAUUUUCACCAUACAACAUCCGGAGAAGGCGUCUUCGGUGGACCAGCUGAUUGGCUACUUGUCGACUAAUCUGAGUACAUUACACGACCGCCUUAUGUCGUCCAUUUUCCCACGAAUGAUCCUCCAGCUUUGGGAAACAGUUGUCACUCUGCUGGACCAACAACUCCAAGUUGGGAAAAGACCAGAGUAUUAUCAGCAGAUGAAACAGCAUGUGCGAGCACUUACCUCCUACUUUGUUCGUGGAGGUUGUGAAGACGACAAGAUUGAUUCGUUUCAUUUUGAAGCACUGAAGCAAAGAAUUGACACCAACUGUAUGUCUACAGAGGAACUGAUGUUGGCCUACCUUAAAUCACUUGCAGACAACAUUGAAACACCCCUGGAGUACUUUGGCCACCUUGCUCUGAAGACAGCCUACCUGGAGGAGACGAGAGGCAACAUCACUCUGUUUGUUAAAGUGAUAAGGGCGACUGACCUGCCUGGUCUGGACCCAUCUGGCCUGAGUGAUCCAUAUGUGGUGACCAGUGUCCUUCCUCAGACCAUGUUUGGUCACCACAAGCCACAGAAGACACGAGUCGUGGAAAAAUCACUCAACCCCGUCUUCAAUGCCACAUUCCAGUUCCCCAACAUCCCCCAGGAGUUCCUGACCACCAAGGGAGCUGUUGUACUGCUGAGUGUACUGGAUCAUGAUCACAUCGGCCAGGAUGAUUUUGCCGGCGAGGUCGUACUGCAUCUCUCUGGCAUAGAGCGCAUCAACAUGUCGGAGACUGUCGACGCCAAGCCUGUUGUUAUGAUGGCCGUCAAACGAUCAGUCACACCAACUCAAGGACCAUAUAAGGUGUUGAUGGAGAGGAUGUCGUGGGACAGGUCAGCCAAGAACUACGUGAUGGAGAGGCGGAGAUACCUGGAUGUGAAGAGUGCAAGGACAGACCAGCCCUCCAAAAUGUCCAACUUCUUCUCCUUCCUCAAAGGUCCAAAAACAUGAAUUCCAUUACAUGAUAGGCAGACGUCCAUUCCUGCAGAAGACGAUAUCAAUGCAUGACUGUGAAGGUCACACAAUAGUCUCCCCCAAGCAUUCCAGGAUUAAAUGUGCCUAUCCGUUGACACCAGGAUGCAGUCCUUAGAACACUAUUUCUUGGUUACUGACAUCAAUGUAUGCCAGCCCUUGAUUACUUUUCUCAUGUUUAAAGAUCCGCGUACCACUACCAAAACUGUAACUAAGUGUUGGAAACUGUUUUUUCCGUCAUGACUGUAGCUUUGAUAAAUUAUUUCUGAAAAGAAAACCAUACCUUCCGGGACUUUAAUAAGAAAUAAUGAAGCUGAAAUAAACAAAAAAAUAUAACUAACAACAGUGGUCUGGUAGGAAAAAGCAUGGAGCUAGACCGAAAUUGAAACCCUGAAUUUCAAGCUGGUAAACUAUUGCUCUGACCUAUUGAGCUAUACAUGGUCGAGGAAAGUUUUCCUGGCCCAAUUGUUCUACAGUUACAAAUAUAUAUCCAAAUGGAAGUUAAGGGGAGGUUACUGCAUGUAGAAAAACCCACAGUGUAGUGGGACAGGUUUCCUUAAGUGAACAGAGGUUGCAUAUACUUCUUGCUGUAAGAAUUCAAAGCAUUGUAUUACUUUGUAAGCUCUUCGUUCAGCACUUAUGUGUGUCAGUUCCAAAUGAGGUCACAACAGCCUUAAAUGUUAUAGUGCAAUCAAUGAAGAGAGACUUGGAUGCUUUCCAAUAUCUGGUUCAACUGUUCAGUGGGCUGAAUCUGAAAGAAAAUGGGAGGCAAAGAUUUGAACUGAGGCUGAUCGAUCCCUAGAAAUUUCAGCAUGUGCAUAUUGAGGGGUCCAGAUGGCCCUGGUUGAAACUAAAAUGCUGUGUAUCACUAGUUUGCAUUAUUUUACAUAAAACAAGGUUGAUUCACAAAAGUGUUUUAGGACAUGUUGUAAAAUUUAGUACAUGUGUAAAAGAAACACAUACUAUUCUUGAUUUAUUGUUAUUUAUUAGUCAUGUAACUCCGAAACUGUACAAUUUAAGCAGUUGUUUAUCACUGAAUAGUUCUGCACAACCUGAACCGUUUCAAUGGGAUACGCCAAGGCAAACUAUAACAAUUACCAUCAGAAUUGUACAUGUAUGUAUCAAAUGGGAAUCGCUGACUGUAGUAGAGUCCAAGCCCUUUGCUGUUGUUCAGUCAAACAAUGUAUUUUUUUGCAUAAUAUAUUUCAUAAGUUUAAUUUUCCUUAUAUGCCAAAUAUAAUCCAUGCUUCUGACAAAGGGUUUAUUAGCUAUUGGACUAUUUUGAUAUCUAGUGUUUUGUUCCAAAUUAAACCCUGUAAAUUGUUCCAGGAACAAAGCGAUGGAUUCACUAAGCUGUAUAGCAAUGUUACUAAGCUAUCAAUUAAGUAAUUGCUAUAAGGUAUUGUUAGCUUGACAUACUAAGCUGUACAGCAUUGUUAGAUGGAUAUACUAAGUUGUACAGCACUGUUAGCUUGGUAUAUUUAGCUAUACAAUAUUGUUAGCUUGAUACUCUAAGCUGUACAGCAUUGUUAUCUUGGUAAAGUAAGCUGUACAGCACUGUUAGUUUGAUAUAUUAAGCUGUACAAUAUUGUUAGCUUGAUACUCUAAGCUGUACAGCAUUGUUAGCUUGAUACUCUUAGCUGUACAGCAUUGUUAGCUUGAUAAACUAAGCUGUGCAGCAUUGUUAGCUUGAUGAACUAAGCUGUACAGCAUUGUUAGCUUGAUACUCUAAGCUGUACAGUAUUGUUACUAAGCUAUUAGUUAUAUAAUUGCUAUACAGCAUUGUAAGCUUGGUAAAGUAAGAUUUACAGUAUUGUUAGCUUGAUAAUCUAAGCUGUACAGUAUUGUUAGCUUGAUAUACUGAGCUGUAGAGUAUUGUAAGCUUGAUACUCUAAGAUGUACAGUAUUGUUAGCUUGAUACUCUAAGCUGUACAGUAUUGUUACUUAGCUAUUAGUUAUUUAAUUGCUAUACAGCAUUGUUACCUUGGUAAAGUACGAUUUACAGUAAUGUUGAUAUACUAAUUGAUCACAUUUUAACCUUGCUAGAAGAUGUUUUAACCACCAAUACUUACAUUUCCAAUGUACAACAGAUGUAGAAACAUGUAACAGCGCCCAUUGUGAUGUCACCAGGAACUAUUUGAUGAUGUUAUGUAUUCAGAUACAAAAAAUGGUGAUGUUGACAAUAUGUAUUUGUUAAGAACGUGUUGUGAUGGAUGCAUGUAAAGAAAAGAAUCUCAGAGUUGUUCCUUUUUUCCUUGAUAUUUAUGAAACAUGCUGGAGCUGUUUUCUUUCAAACCAUUUGUAAAGGAAACCUGUUUCCCAGUCCCUAU
This is a messenger RNA of Mizuhopecten yessoensis (Yesso scallop), 6186 nucleotides long. Its product is annotated as protein unc-13 homolog D-like. The transcript has 27 exons. The record is from RefSeq and is a predicted model, not a curated record. Lineage: Eukaryota; Metazoa; Mollusca; Bivalvia; Pectinida; Pectinidae. Bases 191 to 3835 code for a protein of 1214 amino acids.